Molecule: messenger RNA, 9398 nt
Organism: Nematolebias whitei (Rio pearlfish)
Lineage: Eukaryota; Metazoa; Chordata; Actinopteri; Cyprinodontiformes; Rivulidae
Gene: cicb
Product: capicua transcriptional repressor b
Exons: 21
Coding region: 359-8476 (2705 amino acids)
Biological process (GO): regulation of transcription by RNA polymerase II
Cellular component (GO): nucleus
Molecular function (GO): RNA polymerase II transcription regulatory region sequence-specific DNA binding; DNA-binding transcription factor activity, RNA polymerase II-specific
Source: RefSeq, a predicted model, not a curated record
GGAAAAGGAGACCGAUAGUUUUUUCAUAUCCCCGUUUGAGUUUCUGCGAGGGGAAAGACAUGUUUUGGCGGAGGAAAAGUAAAGCGCGAACCCGCUCCGCGAAGUCCUCGAAGCCGACGGCGAAGAGGGACGUUACCGAGAGUUGUUCGAGUCUCCCCAUCGACAAAAUAAGACCAUAAAUCUUUUUUUUUUUUCUGACGAGAAAGGGAAAGGCUCUGUUGUUGACUGCGCUGCAGAGAACAGACAAAUGGAAAAAGAGCAGAAGAUAUAGUGGAGGACAAAAUAUUCGAACAGUAUCUUAAAAGUACAAAAGAGGAGCGUCACAUCUCUGCAGCACUCUGUAAACUGUGAAGAAAAGAUGAGACCGCUGAAGAAAAAUAGAAGACUUUCUCCUCCAUUAACUAGAGGCAGAGGGGGGAAGAAAAGGGGAGGUUCUCAACCCCUUCAAGAGAAAGACUCCAAAAGAAUCAAGAAGGACAUACUUGGCAAAACCACGCAACAUGCACCAAGCACUCUCUCCAAACGCAAACACAGCCCGCCGCGCACUGCCGCCAUCUCACAUAAAGAACCUAUAACAAACAGCAAUAUCAACAAGAGGGAGGAGCCUACUGAGCUAAAGAAACCUGUGGAGUCUGAUAAAACGGACAGAAGCAAAGCAGAGGAAAAAGAAAAGGAGAAAUUAGCAGGCACAAUUGGGAAUAGUACUAACGCUGUACCAUCACCAACCUCUGCACCAGCAGCACUUUCAAAAACUGCACCCUCACAGUCCAACAUCCACAGCCCCAGUUUAGGCUCAGUUUCAAGUAGGAAAACAGCCACUUUUAAGGCCCGUGUACCCAAGAAAAAUUACAUAUAUGAACACUUUGCUAAAAAUGCAAGUAUUACAAAUAGUAUUUCUACCUCUAGCUCUGCAUUCGUAAUUAACAAUUACGACAGUACCAACAACAAAGUUGAUGAUAGUGUGAAUUCUCCCAAUAAUAAUUUCAAGACUAGUAGUAUUAGUAAUAGCAUUACUAAAAGCAUUAGUAUGAGCACCAAUAACAGUACUCUCAGUAAUACUACAGGUAGUAUUAACAAUACGACUAGCAUUAGUAAUAAAUGUGCUGGGAGCAAUAGUACUAUUCUAAAUAGCAGUAAUAGUGUAAGUGAUUAUUGCUUAGGUAAUCAGCCAUUAGUGAUAACUGUGGACAGUAAACUUACAGGAGUGAACCAUUUUGUAUGUAUGAAGGAUAAAGCCCUCAGGACAGCAAACCCCCAAGAAAAAGACUCACCAGCUGGUGAAAAUGAAUUGGAGGGAGCACCUAACUCAGUACGCUCCUCCUCCACAGAUACAGCUAGUGAACACUCUGCGGAUCUGGAUGUGAUUGAGACAACAGGACCAAAUAUUAAUCAGAACUGUCAUAUCGUAGCGCCUCUCCUUAACUCCCACUUCAAAGAGGACAGUCUCUCAGAAGGGCUAGCUGAAGCUCUGGCGAAAGGCAUGAAGAACCAGAGAGUGCUGGCUCGCCAAAUAAAGACGACCAUGAAGACUGUCUGCAGUGGAGACUCACGCCACCAAUCUUUUGUGUUUAGACCUGGGGUGGUUCGUAGAGUGACUAGAGGUACUGUUGAAAUUCAGCUCCAAGGAGAGGAGACCCUUGUUAAAUACCCUUUUUAUGAUGGAACCACAGUGACGCCAUUCUCAGAAGUUGAAACAAACGUGGACUUCAUUUUAGACGCCCCUCCACCUGGUAUGUUACCUGUGGCUCUUGGGACCCGAGUAUGUGUACCGUUUAGUGGAGAGGAAGGGAGUCCUCUGAUGUACAGAGAAGGGAAUGUUGUUCAGGUGGACCCCCAUCCCGGUGUCUCAUUUCCCUACCAGGUGCUUCUAAAAGAAGACGGAAAAACUCUGGGAGGUGGGGUUGGUCAGGCUGUGUGGGUUUCCCGACAGAGCCUGAGACUACUCACCCCUCCAUGGGAGGUCUCACAGUUAGAUGGUGGGAGGGCGAAGGAGAGUGACCGUGAGAGGGAAAGGGAGGAGAGGGAGCGGAGGGAGGAGAUGGAGGUAGAGAGAGAGGUCUGCCAGUUAAGUAGUGGAAUGGGAAUGCUGGGAGGUGGAGCAAGAUUGAAUCAUGGAUUCUCACAUGCAGUUGCAGGAGGACAUUCUUAUGGAAGUACACAUCCACCCAAAACUUCCUGCACUGUAACUACUGGUGUAGUGGCAAUCACAAGUCACAAAUGUGGAAAUAAAUUAUCUGACAGAGAGAGACAGAAACAGCCCAAUACUCCAGAGGAGGAUGUUGAGGUAUCUCAACUUAAUAUGGCACAUAAAAUUGCUCCAAAAUUAAAUGUUGGCAUCUCACAGCACAGAAACAUUGUUUCCAAGUCUAGUGGAUACCCUCCCACCUCCCCUCAGCUAUCUUUGGUGCGGGGUGUAGGCCCACCCCAUCUCUCUACCAUCACCUGUCCUCAGCCAGCCCCCUCUCCUGCCUCACUGACAACUGAAAUAAGCAACAGCACUUCAAAUCUACCUCCAUUCAAAACCACUCCCACACAGACUCCUACUCCCACUUCUGGUGUGGGGUCUUCCUCGGCCUCCUCUCAUUCCAGGACUCCCCUUUCAUUAGCGCAGCAGAAAUACAAAAAGGGUGAUGUGGUAUGCACCCCUAAUGGUAUCCGUAAGAAGUUUAAUGGAAAGCAGUGGAGGAGGUUGUGUUCCAGGGAGGGUUGUAUGAAAGAGUCCCAACGUCGGGGAUACUGCUCUAGACACUUGUCCAUGAGGACCAAAGAGAUUGAGGCUGCAGGAGGUGAGAAGGGAGGAGGGGGCAGCAGUUCAGGAACAGUCACCCCUUCAGACCUUCAAGGGAGAACAAGCAGUGAGUUUGAGUGGGAUGACACAUCAAGAGAGGCCAGUGAAACCAGUAGCAGAGUAGACUCCAGACCACUCUUAGUCCUCCCUUCGCUCCUUCCUCAUGAACUGUCGUCACGGUUUGAUUUUGAUGAGUGUGAAGCUGCCAAUAUGCUUGUGUCGUUAGGAAGCUCUCGCUCUGGCACGCCAUCCUUCUCCCCCAUCUCUAAUCAGUCUCCCUUUUCCCCUGCCCCCUCUCCCUCACCCUCGCCACUGUUCGGUUUCAGGCCGGCAAACUUCUCACCUAUUACUGCGUCCCCGGUCCUGCAACACCGGAGACACAGGCAGCCGAGUGGCACAGGGGGAGGAGGGGGAGGGGGCAGUAAACCAACGACCCAAGCUGGAGGAGGAGAAAGGGAGAGACACACUUCAGGUAUCCAGUCCUCCAUCCACAGUAAUCUGACAUUUACAGUCCCCAUGAGUCCCAGCAAGAGAAAACCAGAUGCACUCCCUCCACCCCCCCUCCCCUCACACCACCACGAUUAUACACCCAAAACAGAGCUGGAACAGGGAGACCUCAACAACUCUUUCAGAGUGCUGUCCCCCCAAACUCCACACUCCCGCACACACACGCCAACCUUCCCCCAACCCAAAGGACUGAACACACCCUCUUCCAGCAGGCCCCCAUCCUCCACUGCUGUCUCACCCCCUUUACUGCUGGUGUCCCCAACUCCUCCUUCUCCUCGCCUGGUCCCCAUAUCCCAACAGACCUUGCGUGACUCUCCUGUCAUUGUGAGGAAUCCUGAGGUCCCACUGGCAAAAUUUUCAGAGUCUCCCUUAGACAGAGGAGGAGGGGGAGGUAGAAAGAUGGAAGGGACAGAUAUCACCUCAUCUAAAGACAUUGCCCUAACUUCCCUCACUGGUCAACCUGUCACUGGCCUCCAAGUUCCUGUCCCAAUUAAUGCAGCUGCAGCCACAAUACCCAACAGUGGUACUGUCUUCCUGCAAAGCCCUGCCCAAACUUUGGUACUUGUAUCCCCAACACCUACUUCUCUGCCGCCCGCUGACACCCCCACUACCCCACUCCAAGCCCUCUCAGUUACGGUCAGCGCAGCAGUGACAGCUCCCGCAUCAAGUAGCACGGACAGUUCUGGAGAACGAGAGGACAACAGGGGUACUGGGUUUGGUGGUGAGGUCCAGCAGCCAGUUCCCUGUCACCCCUCUCCUACUGCCCUACUGCCCCUGAUCCUUCCUGCAGAAAGUCUGCACCCUGUCCCUCGAAAAGAGAUCAUCAUGGGACGUCCUGGCACAGUGUGGACCAAUGUGGAGCCCCGAUCAGUUCCAGUCUUCCCUUGGCAUUCAUUGGUUCCUUUUCUGGCUCCCACCCAAUCAGAUGCUCCUUCUCUGCCAGGAGAGGGUCAGCAUCCAGUCAACCACCCUCAAGCAGCCACUCUAAAGACAGACGGUCAGGGGGUGGCAGCGCUGUCACAGGAGGCUGCAGAGGCACCUCUCAUCAUAGAGAGAGGCCCCCCAUCCCGGCCUCCCCCUUCCUGUGAUGAGCCACUUCCAGAGAAGGAGAAAGGAGAUGCAGAGAGGGAGAAACCAGACAGCGAAACAGAGAGCGAUGUGGAUGACCUCUUUCUCCCAGGAGUUGUAGCAGAACAGCCCCUCUCCACAUCUCCAGUAAAGAGACGUACUCAGUCUCUCAGUGCACUUCCCAAAGAUGGAGACAAGAACAGCCCAGGAAAGAGGGAGAAGGACCACAUCCGGCGGCCAAUGAAUGCAUUUAUGAUUUUCAGCAAGCGUCAUCGCGCAUUAGUGCAUCAGCGGCACCCAAACCAGGACAACAGGACAGUCAGCAAAAUUCUUGGGGAGUGGUGGUAUGCUCUGGGGCCUAAAGAGAAACAGAAGUACCAUGACUUGGCCUUCCAGGUUAAAGAGGCCCACUUUAAAGCCCACCCAGACUGGAAAUGGUGCAACAAAGACAGGAAGAAGUCCAGCUCUGAAGGUCGUGGAGUCCCAGGGACCAAAGAUAUCAGAGAGAGGAGCAUGUCUGAAACUACAGAGCCCCAUUCUGUGGAUCUGAAAGCUGUUGGUCCAGGCCAGAUGGGUGUGUCUGAGAGGAGUACAGGAGAGGGGUCCGUGAGCCAGCUUACUCGCCCCAGAGCCUUUUCUCAAAGUGCCAUGCACAGCCUAGAGCGAGGCGACAGGGGGAACACACAGGCUCUGGUAGAACUGGCACAGAUGUGUGGGGAUGGUGGCAGUCAGUUUUCGAGUCACGCUCCUACACCUUCUCAGACACAGCGCGGGGUUAGCGAGGAUAUGACCAGCGAUGAGGAGCGUAUGGUCAUCUGUGAGGAAGAAGGAGAUGAUGAUGUCAUUGAGGACCCUUAUCCCAGCAGCUCCAUAGAUCUCAAGUGUAAGGAGCGGGUGACUGACAGCGACAGUGAGAAUGCUUCAGGGGAUGAAGGAGAUCGAAAGAGAGUAUUUACUCCAGUUAUCUGCUCUUCUGCAUCAUCGUCUUCCUCACACCACACUCCUCAUGGCAGGAGUGUCUCACUAUCAUCUUUCCCCAGCAGUAGGCGUUAUGAUGAGGGGCGAUCUGGAGGGGGGGGGCUUUCAGACCACCGAAGGAAGGAAAGAGGUGAUGGAGAGAGUAGGGACACUCAUCUAGGUGAGGGAGGUGGAAGUGUGCUGGCCUCUUCUCUCUCCAUCUCAUCUAGUCAACCAGUCAUGCCCACUUCUGCAGCUGGAGGGGCUCCGUCCUUGUCUGUAGGAGCAAACCAGCUCCUGGGCGUUGGCACGGUGAGGGUGGCCUCCACGGUGGUGACUAAUGUAAUGCGUCCAAUUAUCAGCACACCACUCCCCAUCGCCAGCAAACCUAGAGAUGGAGGCCCUUCAUCCAGCCCUCAUCCUCCAGAGAGGAAGACCCUGACUCCCCAGCAGCAGCCACAGCUUCUGUUUGGUCCAGGAGCAGGAGGUGGGGCUGCAGCCACAGGGGGUGGGUACUACCCUUCAUCGUCACCAAAUCCUGUAGGUGCAGGUGUGGGCCAAGGUGGUGUAGUGACUAAUUUAGUGUUACCAGGGGCUCUGCCUGCACAGUCUGCUGUACAGCUCAUCUCCCCUUCCCCCCAGCCUCAACCAUCCAAUCAGCAGGCACUUCCCUCCAAUGUUGUUUCAGCUCCACAUAGUCACACCAAUGGACCCCUGCCCCUGCUUCAGCCCCAGUUCCUUCCUGCCUCCUCCCUGGCAACCCCUGUUGGUAAAGCCAUCACACAGGUUCAGUACAUUCUACCCACCCUACCUGCCAACUCCAAGAGUCCACCUCAGAGCCUAAGCCAGCCAACCAGUAUCUUCAACCUGCCCACAGCACUGCCAACACAACUGGCCAAUGGAAAACAUCAUGGGACGGGUUUACCCACAGGAUAUGCGUCCAGCCCAGCGAUGAGCGUGGUCAGUCCUGGAACCAGAGUUCAAACUCAGUCUCCAGUGCUGCAAGGUAAAAUGCUUGUUUCCAUGCCAACAGUACGGACUGCAGCAGCCCCUGCCCAGCAGUUUCCUAUUGUGGCUCCAUCUCUUCCUGUCCAGAAUGGUGCUCAGUCUGGAAGCAAGAUCUUCCAGAUUGCUCCCAUGCCCAUGGUCCAGUCCCAGCUGCCUCAAGGUGGAGCAGUGCAUCCUUCCAGCCCCUUCCCUGUAACGGUGGGCACAGCUGCUGUAGUAGCUCCAGGAUCAGCCCCUUCACAGACUGUACUUCUGCCUUCAGCACCCACCAGAAUCACCUAUGUCCAGUCCACUCCGGGGCUCCCAUCCACCCUGCCCCUGGUCUCAACAACAACAGGCUCGUCCCCCACCCAGCAGGCUCUACCAGUGCCUGGAUCCGCAUUUGUUCCCUCACCCUUGGCAACACUCGGCUUUACAGCCAUCGCACCACCUGGGCAGACACUGGUUCAGCCGCUGAUUGCAGGUCAGCCUCCGCUCUUAGCCACAGCUCAGUCCCCCCAGCCCUCCACUUCAGCCUCCACCUCAGGUUCCGGGGGCCAGAUAGUCACUGCCAUCUACCCUCCUUCACCAAGUGUCACCAUGGCAACAGGGGUGGUCUCUAUGGCAGCAGUGCCCCCCAGUGUGGUCUACUCCGUCUCUAGCCCUGCAAGCACUUCUCCUCAUAUCUUGCCUAAACACACAACAACCCCUACAGGCGUCACGCUCCCACAUCCGCAGCCCCAUCCUGACAGACAAGUGGACAGACACCCGCCUCCAGACAGGCCUACGGAUCGAUCAAAGGACAGGCCGAGCGACAGACAGGCAGAGGUCCUCACACAUUCAGACAGACAGACUGAGAGGCUAACUACAAUCUCCAUCAGCAGCAGCUCAGCAGCACCGUCUGGUGGCUCAGCUGUGUCCAUCAGACCCUGCAGUCCUCCCAUUCAUAUCCAACCACCUGGCAGUGCACAUAAGUUAUCACAGCUUCCAGUCAGGAUCCCGCAGAAAGUGAAGGCAACGGUGGCAACCAUUCCUGUAGGCAGCUAUGAUGGAGGAGGCCGAGGCAAGGAAAGGGAGCGAGACAAAGACAAGGAAAGGGACAGAGAGCGAGAACGUGAAAAAGAUAAGGAGAGGGAAUCUGCAGCAAACAGCCAUUUCUCUUUUGAUCCUGAACCUUUAGUGCAGACAGAGUCUCCAUCAGCACAUCCAGCCGAGGAGCUGCCGUCCUCUGACAGACAGCUGGAGGGCUCCAGUACUGCAGACUCCUCUGACACCAGGAGCAGGGACAGCACAACAUCCAAAGAGGGUGGGUGGAGGGAGUCUCUCCCAUCCUCUCCUCUCCCCCCUCCGUCAGGCACAGAACCUGCUCUGCCACCCCCACAGUCUGACAAAGACUGCCCUACACCCAAAAGGAUCAAAGCCCGCCCACCACCACUGAAGAAGACUUUUGACUCUGUUGACAAGGUUCUUUCAGAGGUAUAUUUUGAGGAACGAUUUGCCGAGCUGCCGGAGUUUCGACCUGAAGAGGUUUUGCCCUCCCCCACCCUGCAGAGUCUGGCCACAUCGCCUCGUGCCAUCCUGGGCAGCUAUCGUCGCAAGAGGAAGAAUUCAACAGAUAUGGAUUCUGCCCCUGAUGAGCAAGUUUCUCCGAAGCGAAAGAGUCGGCGGCGCUCCAGCUGCAGCUCCGAGCCCAAUACGCCUAAAAGUGCCGCCAAGUGUGAGGGAGACAUCUUCACCUUUGACAGGACAGUGACAGAUGGAGAAGACAUCCUGGCAGAACUGGAGUUUGAAAAGGUGCCGUACUCGUCCCUGCGCCGAACACUAGACCAGAGGAGAGCGCUCGUCAUGCAGCUGUUCCAGGAGCAGGGCUUCUUUCCAUCAGCCCAGGCCACUGCAGCAUUCCAGACAAGAUACUCGGACAUAUUUCCCACCAAAGUGUGUCUUCAGCUGAAGAUCAGGGAGGUGCGGCAGAAGAUCAUGCAGACUGCAGCUCCCUCCGACGCCCCCACUUUAGGCCCCUCCGACUCCAUCUCGCUCCCGGGACCAUCAGGCUCCCAGUCAGGGGAGGGAUCUGCAAAGGGAGGUGGAGAUCUGCAGGAUGAAGAGAUGGAGCAGGGGGCAGCAACGAGCCCAGAGGAUCCUCGUGACUCCCAGGACUCCUCUAGAUGAGUGACGGCAGACAAUCAGUAACUCCUCGUGUCACACUCUUCCACCCUCCGAGCUUAUCCACAUCCACACCCUGAACUCCCUGCGGUCACUGAGAGUGAGACACGAUUGUUUGCAAUAUCUGGACUCAGUUUUUGUAACGUGUGGACUUUGCACCAAAAAUGGAUAUUUAAAAAAAAGAGUGGCACAGAAAAUCCUACAUAUUACAGACUCUUCAUUCCCAGACUGGAAUUAGCACUAUGUAUUACCCCCUCGCCCCCCUCGAGACUCAUCGAUGCCAGUGAAUGAAGGACCAUCAUGCACGGCUGCACUCAUUUGCCUUGAAGAUGAAACGGUUUUUAUUUUGGAAAGAGAAACCUGCUUGACUGAGACAAUGAACGGUUUUAAAGAGCUAGAUCUAUGUUUUGAUAUUUGUUGUUGUUAAAUCCCUUUAGAUGAGGAAAGGCAGGAAGCUGGAGGAUCAACCUGUAUGAAAACUCGACUGUUGUGACUCGUUUUCGCUGACGUUUGAGGGCUGGUCCCUUAGCAGCCUGAAACAAUGUGACUGGACUCAAAAUGUAGAAUUUCAGUGGACCUUGAGAGAUUUUUCUCACCUGGAGACCUUCAGAGGAGGGUGUACCAAAAAACAAAUUCAAGCGGACUUUUGGCGGUGCCAUCAUUCCUGGACCGACCCUCACAGAUGCCAGUAGGUGGGAACCGAGCAUUCCUGUGCCUCUCGUUAGCCAUGAAGGAAGGAGGAGGGUCAAAGGUCACCGGGCACAUCCUGGUUCUUAGAUGUAGAGGUCAGGCUUCAAAAGACCUUAAUCCUCUAUUGCCAAGCAGUUUUAUUAACUUGUUUUGAAGAUUUUGAUUUAUAUUUAACAUUUUCAUAUUCAAUUUGUUGUCGUACUAUUUUUAUUAUAUCAUUACAGUGAAUCAUUGUCCA